Molecule: messenger RNA, 611 nt
Organism: Suillus bovinus
Lineage: Eukaryota; Fungi; Basidiomycota; Agaricomycetes; Boletales; Suillaceae
Exons: 6
Coding region: 42-611 (189 amino acids)
Source: RefSeq, a predicted model, not a curated record
GUUGGGUUGCGGGCAAGCCGCAGGCUUUGCAAUGUCAAUCCAUGGAUAUUACACCUUGCACUCAUGAUCGACUUGUAUCAUACACUGCGCGCAUCACCAUUUCUUUUACGGACUGGUCUGAGCACGCCAAUAACUUCCAGACGAAACAAAUGGACGAUGAGGCCAUUGCAAAGUAUCUCAAACACUUCCGUGCAGACAAUAUUGUCAGAGACUGCGAGACCAUUCGACACUUUCUCCUCGAUGGCAAGAAAGGUCCUGAAGCACGUAAAUGGACAAUACUCGGACAAAGUUUCGGAGGCUUCUGUGCCGCAACCUACCUUUCAUUUCACAGCGAUGGCCUAAAGGAGGUCUUCAUCGCUGGCGGCAUCCCACCCAUGGUCGACUCUCCCGACCCAGUCUACGAGGCCCUCGUUAUGAAGGUGGAAGAACGAAACAGGGUUUACUAUGCGAAGUAUCCCCAAGAUGUUCGAAAUGCCCGUCUGAUCUUAGGUUUCCUAGAGGGCAACGAUGUAGUCAUUCCGAACGGCGGGAAUCUGACGGUCUCGCGGUGGCUACAACUCGGCCUGCAGUUUGGAUCGCAUGGUAGCAUCGAUCGGGUUCAUCGUAUGUAA